Molecule: messenger RNA, 424 nt
Organism: Aspergillus caelatus
Lineage: Eukaryota; Fungi; Ascomycota; Eurotiomycetes; Eurotiales; Aspergillaceae
Exons: 2
Coding region: 69-263 (64 amino acids)
Cellular component (GO): extracellular region
Molecular function (GO): ion channel inhibitor activity
Source: RefSeq, a predicted model, not a curated record
UCGAAAUCAACGAUUGGAUAUCGACCAGGUCUCUGAAUAUAUUACCUUCAAACAAUACUCCUUUCAUCAUGAAUUUGCUAAGCACCAUUCUUGCCCUCGUUGUCGUGUCAAUGGCGACUGCCGUUACGGCGGCCAACCUCGACAACAAUAUUGAAGCACGCGGAUGCGCCACUAUUGGUAUGUCGUGCAAGAAAAAUAGAGACUGCUGUGCGUCAUACUCGUGCAAGAACACCGUGGCAAAAAAUCUUUCUGUGUGCCAAUGAGAAGCUUAGUGGGCUGCAUAUAUGAUAAAUUUCACGAUAUGAUGAUCUGUCCCCCUAGGAUGGUUCGAAGACGCCGGAGAGAGGAGUCAGAGCGCCUGUGUCAGAGGCAUGCAGGGCGAUUAUAUUACCUCACAAGUGAAAGCUUAAACAAAUGAAAUCCA